This is a messenger RNA of Lutzomyia longipalpis, 4467 nucleotides long. RefSeq lists its product as uncharacterized. Gene Ontology annotation, biological process: proteolysis. Gene Ontology annotation, molecular function: aspartic-type endopeptidase activity. The record is from RefSeq and is a predicted model, not a curated record. The coding region runs from base 1668 to 3944 and encodes 758 amino acids. The transcript is spliced from 2 exons. Lineage: Eukaryota; Metazoa; Arthropoda; Insecta; Diptera; Psychodidae.
UUGCUGUUGGGGCCGCUGGGAAACAUUUUAUACGCAGCCCAAAAGUGAUGUUUUCUGAAACGUCACUUCACUCUGGGUGUCACAUCGACUUCCGUUUAUGGCGUAAGAAUUGAAAGGCGUGAUCGAAGUGGCUCCCAAAGUGAAGUGGUUUUUCUAUAUUAAUUGCAGAAGAGAAGAACUCAAAUUAAGUGACAAUCGAGAGAAGAAGUGCUAAAGUAAAGAAUUGAGAAGAAAAAUAAGUGUAAAGUGAAAGAAGAAGAAAUAAAUUGGUGACGGGAAAUUUGCCUUUGAUUUCCACGUGCUGCAUCAUCAUUUUCCAUCCCACACACCCAACGUUGACGACUCUUUGCAUUGCUUCCGGACUCUUCUGGCCACGAAGGACAAGAAUUUUUGUCCUUCGACCGGCACUGGCCCGAUUACUAAUCGUUCUUUAUCUUUCAAGGUGUGUGAGGACACGUGUUCUGGGCAUAUUCACCUGGAUUGGCUAGGAAUCUGAUUCUAACUUGUAUUUCUGCGUAUACUUAAAGGUCAGUAGCUGAGCUUACGCAAUCGCGCGUACAUUUUUGUCCUUCGACCGGCACUGGCCCGAUUACUAAUCGUUCUUUAUCUUUCAAGGUGUGUGGGCGGCUGCAUUAGGAGCUUACUGACCUGGCUUUCUUACUAAUCUAUUUCUGCGUGUAUUUAAAGGUGUGUGAGGACACGUGUUCUGGGCAUAUUCACCUGGAUUGGCUAGGAAUCUGAUUCUAACUUGUAUUUCUGCGUAUACUUAAAGGUCAGUAGCUGAGCUUACGCAAUCGCGCGUACAUUUGGUCCAUCGAUCCUCUUGCUUGGAUCAGCGCAGCUUCAAGAGCGUCUAGAACUUCUGCUUCAUCCCAGUGCAUCGGUAGAGAGGGCUCCAUUAUGUCUCUGGAAAUCCGGGGAGCAAUUUUAGCCAGAAUUGCCGCAGUGGAACGUUUCGUAGAUGACAUCACUGACGUUGAUAAACAGCUGGCUGGCUAUUCUGCAAAUUUAGCCAAUCAGUUGGACAUCGUAUUGGCAUUGAGACAGCAAUAUCUCAACGUUCAGGAAGAAAUCAUCGUCAGCAAGGAACUUGAGCUUCACAAGGCCACUGAAAUUGUCAAUCUCGAAGACUUCACUCAACGCUGCGACUUGCUUGUGGCCAAACUCAAAAAACUCCUCGCUGAUGCUCCCGGAUCUCCUACAGAUGGGAAGCCAAUCCCCACGGCUUCCGGGGAGUUGACGCAACAAUUUCUCGCCUUCAUGCAACAAUCAGAAAAGCGUUAUCACGCGGCGGAAGUGCAGAAUCGGGAGAGUAUGCAAAUGCUUAUCAAUACUCUGAAGGAACUCCCGUUGGGUGCCCCUAGCGGCUCUGCACUCCCCGUGAUAACAGUCAAGCUCCCUCAACUGCAAUUACCUACCUUUGAUGGAACGUAUGGCUCAUGGCAUACGUUCAAGGAUAGAUCACUGCUUCAGUGAUAAAUUAUCCGCACAUUUCCGACGUCCAGAAGCUUGAAUAUCUCAAGUCAGCUGUUUCCGGUGAUGCUGCAUCUUGCAUCAAACACAUAAACACCACCGGAGUCAAUUUCAUUGUCGCCUGGAGAAUUCUGUUGGACAAAUUUGAGAGGAAGAAUGACAUCGUAGCGGAACACAUUAAAACAUUCUUCGCUAUGCCUCAGAUGUCCUCAAGCCCACAAGCCAUUCACGACAUUACCAACAUCGCAACAGAGUGCACAAUGGCUUUGGAUGCAUUGCGUGUGGUUCAACGCGACCCAUGGCUGAUUCAGUUCAUCCUUGAGCGCCUCGAUACUGAAUCUCGCGUGCUAUGGGGUCGUGAAUGCGGAUCAGAGGUUCCCUCUUUGGGAAUGUUCAUCAAGUUUCUCAAUCAACGGUGUCUGGACGUCAGGAAUUCAUCUCAAGCUUCAACCAAACCACCUUCCGGGGGAGACCAGAAUGCUCGUUCACAUUCGAGUAAAUCACAGCCUAACAAACAUCAUGCUUCAGCCUUCAUCAAUUCUGCUAGUUCCGAUUUAUGUCGGUGCUGUAAGGAGUCCUCUCAUCCGCUCGACAAGUGCCCCAUCUUUCUGCGUCAAUCCCCGGACGAGCGGUUUGAGACGGUCAAGCGUUUGAGUCUGUGCAGGAACUGCUUCGCGACACACAUGACUCACUCUUGCACCUACAACAGAUGUCGCAAGUGCCAGGGGCGGCACAAUGUCUUGCUUCAUGAAAAAUACAGUUCUACCACUGGAGAUCCAAGCACCUCCAGUCCAUCUGCAUCAACGGUAGACAAUGCUUCAGACGCUCAAAGCUCCACUAGCUCCACAGGGUCUUCUGCCACUGUUGCUGUCUGUUCUGCAUCGGGAAUCCACCACUCUGAUUCACCUCCAAGAGUCUUUCUUGCGACGGCUUUGGUGGAUCUCCAAACAGCAGCUGGCAAGACGAUCCCAUGCCGCAUACUACUGGACAGUGGUGCUCAAAUUAACGUCAUUGCUUCAGAUCUAGCGAAUCUUUCGAAUCUACCGAGACAUCCAACAUGCAUCUCCGUCGAUGGCCUUGGCGCCACGACCUCUCGCGCUAGAUUCUUUGUGAACGCGACCGUAGUUUCCAAGACUACCGGCAUCCGCAUCGCAUUGAAAUGCUACAUCUUGCCUCAAAUCCCAGGCACGUUUCCCAAUUGGCCUGUGGAUUCCUCCAAAAUGCGCAUCCCUCAAAGUAUUCCCCUGGCGGAUCCGGAUUGGGCGGUGCAACGCCCUGUGGACAUUCUCAUCUCUGGCAAGCAUUUCUGGGAUUGCUUCCUUAGCGAUUCCAUCUCACUGGGCUCAGGACGUCCCAUGUUGAAAGCUUCAGUGUUUGGCCAUGUGGUUGUGGGAGAAGAUGAGGUUAUGUCUGCCUCAGAUUGCUUAACGUUCAUUGCCACAACUCCGGAAUCUUCUUUGCAUCAAGUCAGGGCAGUUGAGGAUGUGCCUGUGAAGCUUUUACAAUUGGAGAAUCAAUUUGCAUCACCAUCUCAUUCAGCUUCGGCUCAUCAGUGCAUUGUGGGUGAAAAUCUUCUGCCUCUGCUUCUCUUUCAUCACCCUCUAUGCAUUCUUGGUGAGUCGCGCGGGUUUGUCAUCCGACAAUUCCACGCAUUGGAACACAAGUUUCACAACAUUGCCUUGCAAAUGCCUCACUGCAAGGCUCUUGAUGAUCUACAGUGUGUUCAGUGGUUGAAGCCCCUUUGUGACGACUCCAAUAGGAGUCCUAUUCAAUGCGUGCAUCAUCACAGAGCGCUCAUCCAUCUGACUCGAAUCAUGCUUCAAAAAUCUCUUCAAGAAGACUGCAUUCAGCCUCAGCCUGAGUCGUCGGGGUCAACUUGGUUGACUCAUUUAUCUUUGCCCAAUAUACAGUCCACUACCGCUCACUGUUGCAGAAUUCUGACACAAAGGAAGUACCAAGUUCAGAACAUCAUGCCAGUGUCAGAAUUCAGGAACACUUCACAUUGCAUCUCGCGUGUGCAUCAGCCGAGAAUCCUCGAGAGAGCUGCAGAGAACAUUGCGCAGCCGGGGAGCAUUCAGCCGCGCAAUUGGAAGUGGCUGAAUACUCUGCCAUUUCCCCUCGAUCCCCGGACAUUGAGUUAUCAGGAAGGUCACAUGCUACACCAAGAUAAUCAUCCCAUCGUCUUGCCAAAGCUCAAUCGCCUGAAGUUCAUCAUUUGGCAAGAAUACUUCCGGCAACUCCAACCAAUCCAUUGCUGGCGAAAGGAGAAUCUUCCGCAGAACAUAGACAUUCCUCAGCUUGCGGAAGAGAAAUCUCUGUGCUCCUAUCGGUCGGAAGACCGAAUGGACCACACCGGGGAGAAUGUUGGGGCCGCUGGGAAACAUUUUAUACGCAGCCCAAAAGUGAUGUUUUCUGAAACGUCACUUCACUCUGGGUGUCACAUCGACUUCCGUUUAUGGCGUAAGAAUUGAAAGGCGUGAUCGAAGUGGCUCCCAAAGUGAAGUGGUUUUUCUAUAUUAAUUGCAGAAGAGAAGAACUCAAAUUAAGUGACAAUCGAGAGAAGAAGUGCUAAAGUAAAGAAUUGAGAAGAAAAAUAAGUGUAAAGUGAAAGAAGAAGAAAUAAAUUGGUGACGGGAAAUUUGCCUUUGAUUUCCACGUGCUGCAUCAUCAUUUUCCAUCCCACACACCCAACGUUGACGACUCUUUGCAUUGCUUCCGGACUCUUCUGGCCACGAAGGACAAGAAUUUUUGUCCUUCGACCGGCACUGGCCCGAUUACUAAUCGUUCUUUAUCUUUCAAGGUGUGUGGGCGGCUGCAUUAGGAGCUUACUGACCUGGCUUUCUUACUAAUCUAUUUCUGCGUGUAUUUAAAGGUGUGUGAGGACACGUGUUCUGGGCAUAUUCACCUGGAUUGGCUAGGAAUCUGAUUCUAACUUGUAUUUCUGCGUAUACUUAAAGGUCAGUAGCUGAGCUUACGCAAUCGCGCGUACAAUUG